GGGCGCGGAGUCAGAGUGGCGCAGCGAGUGGCUGCAGGUGGCGACGGUGGCGGGGGGUGGGGAGUGAGGUAGUAUAGGGGUCGCGGAGGAGGAGGCUGAGAGAGUAAAAAGGAAACUAAAGCUGCAGUCUGGCCUACUGGUCCGGGGGCCGCGGAGCCCCCACCCGGGGAGAUGGACCUCAACCGGAUCAUCCAGGCGCUGAAGGGCACCAUCGACCCGAAGCUGCGAAUUGCAGCUGAGAACGAGCUCAACCAGUCCUACAAGAUUAUCAAUUUUGCCCCCAGUUUACUGCGGAUUAUCGUCUCUGACCAUGUGGAAUUCCCAGUACGCCAGGCAGCUGCCAUUUACCUGAAGAACAUGGUGACACAGUACUGGCCAGACCGAGAACCUCCACCGGGAGAAGCAAUAUUUCCAUUCAACAUUCAUGAAAAUGAUCGCCAGCAAAUACGUGAUAACAUUGUGGAAGGAAUAAUUCGGUCUCCGGAUUUAGUGAG
Messenger RNA from Galeopterus variegatus (Sunda flying lemur), 494 nucleotides. RefSeq names its product importin-8-like. The annotation marks the transcript as partial. The record is from RefSeq and is a predicted model, not a curated record. Gene Ontology annotation, biological process: protein import into nucleus. Gene Ontology annotation, molecular function: small GTPase binding. Gene Ontology annotation, cellular component: nuclear envelope; cytosol. NCBI's taxonomy places the organism in Eukaryota, Metazoa, Chordata, Mammalia, Dermoptera, Cynocephalidae. The transcript has 3 exons.